Molecule: messenger RNA, 1926 nt
Organism: Dracunculus medinensis (Guinea worm)
Lineage: Eukaryota; Metazoa; Nematoda; Chromadorea; Rhabditida; Dracunculidae
Source: the annotation of a GenBank genome assembly
AUGACUGGUUUGGGUGAUGAUGGGCAUAUUGGUCUCUUUCUUCAUGAUAGAAUCUUUCGAAUUUUAGAUUCAUUCGCUUAUUAUCCUCGAACUAAUAAGUUAAACUGCGAAUCGAAUAUAAAGGCUGGUUUACAGCAAGAUAUCACUCAAUUUCAUAAUAAAAUCCGAUCAAAACUUGCGCGCGGUGAUUUUGAUGGAUAUGAAAGUGGAACAGACAUAUAUACAAUGAGAUGGGAUUGUGAUUUAGAAAAAUUAGCGCAAGAAAGAGCGAACAGUUGUACAAGCGAUAGAGAAUUGGAUCAGUUUUCUGAUAAAAUCGGAGAAAUCACUCAUCGAUUGCUUGCUAAUGAAUCAAAAAAUAAUGGUCAUUAUUUCGAAGAGGCGAUGGAUUACUGGUCAAACACGACUGAAUCUUUGAAUCAGAUUAUAUCUGGUGAAACACUUCUGGUCGGUUGUGGUAUAAAUGAGUGCCAAAAAGUUGUUAGGAAAAGAAUGGUGCACGAAAUCGUGCGAGAAGAUAAAUUGUAUAAAGCUGGACCAUCGUGCGAAACAUGGCAGGAUUGUACUGUUUAUAACGAAUCGGUUUGCUAUUCGUAUACGAAAUUAUGCGAUUCAUAUAAUGAGGCCGAAAUAUAUGAUACGUUCCACACUUUCCUCUUAUCAAAUAGCACAAUUAAUUUUCCUAAUUUAGAAGAGCAUUCAGCAAUAUCAUCGCUUCUCGGAAAGGAUUCACGUGGAAAUGCCAAUGGUAGUGAUAACAAUUAUGUCACCGCAUCAUCAUGUAGUAAAAUUAUGAGCGAUAAUAUGCGCAGUGAUAUACUUUUUGGUCAUAAUAUAAUUCGAUCUCAGUUAGCGAAUGGCGACUUCAAAUUUCUUCCAUCUGGGUCGAAUAUUUAUGCAUUGAAAUGGAGUUGUGAGCUGGAAAGAUUAGCACAACAGUACGCAGAUAUUUCUGUAGAUACUUGUAAAAUAUCGCGAAAAGAGGAUAUUCAUGUACCAUUUGAAACUGGUCAGAAUAUUUUUAAAGUUAGAACCAACGGAAGCUUCACAGCAGGUAAUUGGUUUGGUGAGGCACUGAAUUUCUGGACGAAAGAAACCAGAGAAAGUAAUAAUGUUGUGCAGAUUUUGUAUGGGAAAACCUUGUUACUCGGCUGUGGUAUUCGUAAAUGCCCGGAAUCGGAGAUUGCUGUCGUUUGUCAAUAUUGGCCCAAAGCGAUAGCUGGUCCUUUAUAUGAACAUGGUUCAUCUUGUAAGGCGAACGGUCAUUGCAAUGCUUACAACCAAUCAUCUUGUCAUCAUGAGACGGGCUUAUGCCAGAUUCCGGAUGAUGACUGCAAUGGCACAAAGAUUCUUAGCAUUUAUCGUUUCCUAUUGAUGAAAAAACAUGAGGAAUAUCGAAAAAAUGCUGCGAAUGGUAUUGUCAAUCUUCGUAAUUUCGAGUUCAUUGAAGAAGAUUUUUCUUUUAAAUUGGAUUGGAACUGUGAAUUGGAAAGAAAAGCUCAAAGGGAAGCUGAAAAAUGUGCUGAGCCUCCUCGCGAUGCAAAACACAAAUAUUAUAGAACGAUCGUUUAUAAUUUCGAUUUUGACAAUUUGGCUACUUCUUUGGAUAAAAAAAUUGAUCAUGCAAUUAGUAGUUGGUGGGGGAAUGCAAUGGAUAACGAUAAUGACAAUAUUGCACGACUUGAAGCCACAGAAAUAGGUUGUGGUGUUGCAUCAUGUAUUGAUGAAAGUCUUCAAAUGGUACUUGAUAUUAUCUGCCGCUACUGGCCAGUGAGCGACCCAAAUCAUCUUUAUAGUUAUACGAUCAGUUGUGCACGAGAUGCAGAUUGCAGUUCGUUACCUAAUUCAUUCUGUGAUGCUAAUUUAGGAACAUGCGUGGAAGCAGAAGCUAGAAAAAAAUCUUCUGUAAAGAAAAACCUCGAAUAG